This is a messenger RNA of Adineta ricciae, 2193 nucleotides long. Lineage: Eukaryota; Metazoa; Rotifera; Eurotatoria; Adinetida; Adinetidae. The record is from the annotation of a GenBank genome assembly.
AUGAUAUACUAUUUCAUUUUCUUGUUAUACUUAACUUUGGUUCAACCGAGUCACUUCAAUGGCGGUACAAUAACAUGGAAACCAGUAGAUCCACAAACAAACUCGAGUUCGGUCAUAAUAACUAUUGAUCAAUCGUAUUGGUGGGCAUAUCCGACAAUCAAAUGCACACAAAAUGUGCCAAUUUCAACUGCUGGUCGAUCAAAUCAAGGUUCGAAUCUAACCUGUUUAGCUGAUUGUUCAACAGACGGAGGUUAUUCGAGCAAUAUAAUGAGUACUCUUACAGACUGCGUUUCUGUGAGCUCGUCGAUGGGUAUGCUCACCAGUGAACGCGCCCAAAAUAUCACUUUGUCUGCUGACGCACAUUUCUAUCUAGCAUAUCGUGGCAGUGCUUGGACAGAAAUCGGUAACCCAGCGACUAAAAACUUGCAAUGGUCAAUUAGUACUUUUAUUGACCUUCGCAGACGACCAGACGGUAUUAUAAAUACACCACCAGUUGCUGAACUUAUAUCUCCACAAUAUAUUAUUGUGAACAGAACGAGUAAUAUUCAAAUACCCGUAUCGGAUGCCAAUCAAGGUGAUGAUGUACGUUGUCGUUGGGCAAAAUACACUUCCGGAUAUCGUAGACGAAGAGAGGUCUAUCCGGACUUAUCUGAUGAUGAAACUCCCAUGACUACACGAUGUUAUGGUACCACUUGUGGUGGAAUAGGAUGUUCAGCGCUAAGUGGGUGUCAUGCUGGGUCAACAACUAUUGAUACUCCAGGAACACUCAAAACCACUUCAAGUUAUCCCGUACGCCAAUCCAUUGAUGAAUGUGGUGAUAUAUGCUAUAGCAGUACCGUUCCUGCUGGCACUACACUGUCUAAUUGCACCAUAUCGAUCCAAAGUUCGUCAGUUGGUACUUGGUAUGCAGCCGCUAUUCAAGUUGAAGAUUUCAUCAACACAUCCAGUACUAUUGCGAUGAGUUCAAUACCAGUGCAAUUUCUUAUAUACGUCAUGCCAGAGCCAACUUGCCAAUAUCCACCGAUUAUUCAACCUCUCACAGGUUGUUUGGAAGUGGCAGUUAGUGUUACCAAAGCUUUUAAUUUGACUAUAAUUAAUCAAUGUGACCCGUCCACCAUCGAUAUUGCUGACCUUAUAUUUUCAAAAGAGAUUGACGGUAUAACAAAAGAUAAUUUGACCACUUCAUCAAAUAAUGCAUCAGUGAGUUACGUACAAUUUACAUGGACGCCACAACCAAAUCAAAUUGGUGAACAGCAGUUAUGUGCUAUUGCUUACACCGUAGAACGGCUUCAAUCAGAAACAUAUUGUGUAACAUUUUCGGUGAUAUCUUCACCAUUGUUAGUUUGUGUUACAACAACUACCACAUCAACAUCCACUACAUCAACUACUUCCACUACAACAACAACCACAACAACAACAGCUACAACAACAUCGACAACAUCUACCACUUCAACAACAAGUUCCACAAGUUCAACAUCAAGUACAACAUCAACUUCUGCUACGACCACAACAACAACAGUCGCAACAACAAUAGCGGAUGACAGCAAACGUGUAAGUUGGGGGUUAAUUGCUGGAAUAGCGUCUAUCUCUUUACCAUUGGCAUUAUGCACUGGCUGCUGUUUGUAUCGAUUGAUAUGGAGUCCUUCUGCAAAACGUCGUCGACCAGAACAAGAAGAAAGCGAUGAAUGGCAAUACAGGCAUCUAGUGUCUCGAUCCGAUAGUAUGGGACAAGCAUCGUCACAGAACAAUUCAGAUCCCACAAUACGAAGACCGAGUAAAAGCUAUCAAAUAUACACUGUAUCUUCCACCGAAGAAAGUGUCGUUAGAAACCGCUCGGCUCAUGAAAAUGAAUCAAGUUUACUUGUACGACUUUACAAUGAUACACAGAAAAACUUGCUAGGUACUGAGCAACAUGACUCGGUCGCAAGCAAUUCAAAGAUGAAUGUACUCGAAUUACAACCACCCGGUCAAAGUUGUCAGACUGAUCGACCUUUUUCCACUGGAAGUAGAUCCACAACGUCUUUGGUAUUAUCCAAUCAAUCCGACCGUAGUAAUUCUUCGUGCACACUUUUUAGCCACCUUCGCAGUGUUGAACCAUUACGCUAUCCGAGUAGUCCUGAGUCCACUUCUGAUCAGCUUUCUCAAAAACAACACAUGGAUCUAAAACGUAACACCAUGACUACCACUGUUUAA